This is a messenger RNA of Phytophthora sojae, 561 nucleotides long. RefSeq lists its product as hypothetical. The transcript has 2 exons. NCBI's taxonomy places the organism in Eukaryota, Oomycota, Peronosporomycetes, Peronosporales, Peronosporaceae. The record is from RefSeq and is a predicted model, not a curated record. The annotation marks the transcript as partial.
CUGCGAUCUCCGAAUCCGUUCCCUGAACGCUCUUCCGGCCUCUACGAGCUGCGCGCGCUCACUGAGCCACGGUAUUCGCCACCUCGUGGUGAGGGCGUGCCCCUGGGCACCGUCAUCUCCAACCCUUUGGACGAAGCUCAGUCCGAGCAGGUUGCGGCGCAGAUGGCUCCCAGGCGCUCCCAGCGCCCCGAGCUGCGGCCUCUGCUGAACCCCAGCACUGCCGACGACGGCUUCCGGCCUCGCGACCCCGCGGAGGCCUGUCGCCAGGCGUUCCAGCAGUCUCUCGCGCUACACACCAUUGGGCCCGCGGCCCGUACUCCGGAGGAGCUCGCACUGCGUACGUCUCUGCGAGAGCGGCUCCUCACUCCACAGUCUACGACUGUCGCGGAGUAUCGCGAGAGGGCUGCGGCUGCAAGCCCAGCAGAAGUCCGUGCCCGACACUCAAUUGAGUACGAAGCUCAGUUCGAGUCUUGGGCCGAGCACAGCCGAAAGCUCAGAUCCAUGGACGCUCUCCGAGCCAGCUUCAGUGAAGUGGAUGUUCGCAUUGAACGCAAGCUCCGC